AUGAAUGAUAUCACUAUCUGUUUUACCCAGACUCCUUUGCACCUGGCAGUGGUAACGCAACAGAAAGAGGCUGUUGAGGCCCUACUGGAGGCAGGAGCUGAUGCCAGUCUCACUGAUCGCCAUGGAAACACUGCCCUGCAUUUGGCUGCUCAGCAGAACGAGGGCGAUAUGGUGGCAUUGCUGCUGAAGCACAAAGCAGUGGCAGAUUUCGCCAACGUCCCCAACACAGCAGGCCUGUGUCCACUCCACCUUGCUGUGUUGAGCAACAGUCUGACCUCCUUGAGAGCGUUGCUACGGAGCGGUGCCAACGUGGAGGUGCAGGAGCUCACCUCUGGCCGCACGGCUCUUCACCUGGCAGUGGAGCAGGACAAUAUCUCGCUCGCUGGCUGCCUACUGUUAGAGGGUAGCGCAGAUGUGGACAGCUGCACCUACAAUGGUUCCACUCCUCUCCACAUUGCUGCAGGCCGUGGUUCUGUUAAAAUGAGCGCGCUCCUCAUGGCUGCAGGUGCAGAUCCUCAUAAAGAAAACUUUGAGCCACUUUUCUUCAGAGAGGAUGAGAGUUGUGCCGUUGACAAAGAGGAGGAGGAGGAGGAGGAAGAGGAUGAAGGCUAUAUCCCAGGGACAACCCCACUCAACAUGGCUGCCUCAUCAGAGGUACGUGAAAUUCUGACCGGCAAAGAGUACCGACCCGGCACUGUCCCCGUCCCCGUCCCACCAGAAGGGGACAUGAGGAGCCUGACGCAAGAGAGUAAGCGAGCUCUGUGCCAGGCCCUGGAGGAGCAGGCUGGCAGCUGGGAGCGCCUGGCACAGUCUCUGGGACUGGGCAUCCUCACCAGCGCGUUUAGACUGAGCCCUUCCCCCGCCAGCACGCUGCUGGACAGCUACGAGGUAUCUGGGGGAACGGUAAGAGAACUGCUAGAGGGUUUGAAGACCAUCGGCAACAGCAGAGCUCUGACCAUAUUGCAAGAGCAGGGGAUGUCCGAACAAAAGCCCCAUACCAAAAUCAGCACUCAAGAGCUCUCUGAGAAUGUGAUGGAGCUGAAGCUGGGACCUCAUGAGGAAGGAGGGGUGUGUGACAGUGGAGUAGAGACCUCCUUUCAGAAUCCCAGCCUCUUUGUUUCUGAAUCUCUGUGUGGGCAUAUGGACUUGCACCAGAGUCCUGCGCAAGCUGAGGCCUAA
Messenger RNA from Chanos chanos (milkfish), 1179 nucleotides. Its product is annotated as nuclear factor NF-kappa-B p105 subunit-like. NCBI's taxonomy places the organism in Eukaryota, Metazoa, Chordata, Actinopteri, Gonorynchiformes, Chanidae. The record is from RefSeq and is a predicted model, not a curated record. The transcript has 8 exons. Gene Ontology annotation, cellular component: cytosol. Gene Ontology annotation, molecular function: NF-kappaB binding. Bases 1 to 1179 code for a protein of 392 amino acids. Gene Ontology annotation, biological process: cellular response to tumor necrosis factor; signal transduction.